UUGAAUUGAGGUGGUGCAGGGGAAGAGGAACGAGUGACAAUGGAGGAGCAUGCGUUGCUUGAAUGCUUGGAACUGGCCAUGCCAUGGCUAACCCCAACAGAGCUAGCCACGCUCUCCUCCACCUGCAAAACCCUAAACCACAUCUCCAAAUCCAUCACCUCCGCCAGAGCCUCCGACGCCUCCAGAUCCUACGAGAACCUUCCAGUCCCCUUUGUCAACGCUUGCGACGCCCACCCCUACGCCUACUUCCACUACACUCCUUCUCAAAUCCUCCCUUCCCAGUCCUCUCUUCUUCGACGCCAGCCAUGGGGCUCCAACAACCAGAAUAGCACCCUUCCGCCCCCGGGUCUGAUCCUCCCGUACACGGGCGAAGAAAGCGGGUGUGGGUGCGAGAGUUGUGGACUCGAGUGCCUGUGUGGGGGCUUUGUUGAGGGGUCGGAAGUGAUGAGCGAGUGCGGGCCAGGUUGUGGUUGCGGGUUGAAUUGCGAGAAUCGGGUGACCCAGAGAGGGGUUUCGGUUGGGUUGAAGAUUGUUAGAGAUGAGAAGAAAGGGUGGGGUUUGCAUGCUGCUCAAUUUAUUCCCAAAGGGCAGUUCGUCUGCGAGUAUGCAGGUGAACUCUUGACAACUGAACAAGCAAGAAGGCGGCAACAAAUGUAUGAUGAACUUAGUUCAGGUGGUCGAUUUUCUUCUGCUCUUUUGGUUGUGAGGGAGCAUCUUCCAUCUGGAAAAGCAUGCCUGAGGAUGAAUAUUGAUGGAACAAGAAUAGGGAAUGUUGCUCGUUUCAUCAACCAUUCUUGUGACGGUGGCAAUUUGUUGACAGUACUAGUGAGAAGCUCAGGGGCCUUGUUACCUCGCCUUUGCUUUUUUGCCUCCAAAAAUAUACAAGAAGAUGAAGAACUCACUUUCAGCUAUGGGGAUAUUAGGAUCAGGGAAAAGGGCUUGCCUUGCUUCUGUGGCAGCUCUUGUUGUUUUGGAGUUCUGCCUUCGGAAAAUACUUGAUUGCAGUGAGGUAAUGAAAAACCCCAAGUGGAGGAAUUGAUUGUACAUUGUCAUGUAUCAUUAAUUGCAAAGGUAUAUGAUUGCUGCCAAUGUGCAGCACCAAGUGUAUCAGUAAUCCUAAAACAUAACCUUUGAGAGACUGAUUUGAAAAAUAGAAAUGCUCUGCAAAUCUCUCAGUAGAGUUUUUGAUUAGGAACAUAAUAUUAGUUUGAGAAUGUUUAAGUAUGGUCUAUGGUGUAUGGAGCUAAUUAUGUAAAUACAUUCUUUAUGGUUGAUGGUAUUAA
Messenger RNA from Vitis riparia (riverbank grape), 1283 nucleotides. Its product is annotated as histone-lysine N-methyltransferase SUVR3. Gene Ontology annotation, cellular component: nucleus. Gene Ontology annotation, molecular function: histone methyltransferase activity; protein binding. The record is from RefSeq and is a predicted model, not a curated record. Lineage: Eukaryota; Viridiplantae; Streptophyta; Magnoliopsida; Vitales; Vitaceae. The transcript has 2 exons. The coding region runs from base 40 to 999 and encodes 319 amino acids.